AUGGAACAUGUAAACAAAGUGAAUGGAGAUGAUGAUCUUGCAGAUCAUUGUAAUGAAAGAUUUAAAAAAAAAAAAAAAAAAAAAAAAAAAAAGAUUAAAAAGAAUGUCUAUCUUUUUUUCCAGUUUUUGUUCAUAUGUAUAAUACUGCGUAUAGGGGAUCCGAAAAUUUUAGCCUUUGCAGAAAAUGUUAACAAAAAUGACAUCAAAAAUUUUAAAACUCCAAUAGAUAACGAAAACAUAAAUAAAAAUAAUGAGGGGAAAAAAUCAGGGGGAGAUGAAUCUAACAAGAUAACUAAUAAAAAAUAUACAAAUCCAAAUGAAGACAUUAGAAGAGAUAUUCUCCUGGAUUCAUUUAAUAUAAAAAAAUUUGACGAAAAUAAAUAUAAAUUAAAUUUCAUAGAUGAAACUCUUGGAAAUCAUGCAGACAUAAUUAAAAACAGUACUUUCAUAUUUGACGCUCUGAAUUAUUUAUUUAAAAGUUUCAAAGAAAAUCAUGCAAAUGUAGGGGAACCCGAAAAACAUACCUUAAGACCUGGAAAAGAUUCUGUCGAUGCAAAUGAAAUAAAGAGACUAAUCAUUAUGAAGUUAUUAAAAUGUGUAGCUGUGUUAAUACUAUUAUAUAUAAUUAUAAGAUUGACCUUUUCCUUUAUUAAAAAACUCAUAAAUUUAUUAAUUAUUCUUAUAUUCAAAAUUAUAAAGCUUUGUUGCUGUGGAGGCAGAUAG
Molecule: messenger RNA, 723 nt
Organism: Plasmodium gonderi
Lineage: Eukaryota; Apicomplexa; Aconoidasida; Haemosporida; Plasmodiidae
Exons: 1
Coding region: 1-723 (240 amino acids)
Source: RefSeq, a predicted model, not a curated record